UUUCCUAGUUCCAGACCCGGAAGCUUAUAAUGUCAGGCAGAAUAGGCGGAACCCCGACAUUAAAGCAGAAGUCUCUUUGUUUCGUAAAGAUCAUUUUUCCCCUACUUCGACGCGUCGUCUCAUUUUUCUGUGUUUUCAAACACCCCUGCGUGCAAGUAAUUUACACAAUGGACAAAGAAGCUGUGCUGGCUCAUAUCCGGAUGUCAAAAGGCAUGUCGACACUUCUUGGUGGAGAGCUGCCAGUCAGUGUGAUCAACGGCAAUAAGUACAUAUCUGCGCUUACUUCUGAAGCGCGGGGGGCAGACAGAAACGUGGAGGAGAACGUGCUGUCCCUUGAUCAUGCCAUCUGCACUGCUCUGUCUGGUGAAAUCAAAAAUGUGAUACUGGUUGGUCCUGAAGGAUCAGGGAAAACCACCGCUUUGGAGAAGCUCGUCGUAGACUGGGCCAAAGGAGAACGCCUUCAAAACUUCUCUCAUGUUUUCCAUUUCCGCUUCAGGGAGUUACACUCUCUUAAUGAGGCGCUCUCCUUGGAGACGCUAAUGCUACAACAUCACAGUCAUGUCCUUCCUGAGGCCAUGCCCCUUGUUAUGCAGAAGCCUGAGGAUGUCUUGUUUGUUUUUGAUGAUCUGGAUCAGUGCAAACAGAGCCUGGACCCCUCCAUCCACACCCUCUGCUCUGACCCCAGCCAGGCAGCCCCACUGUCCAGCUUAGUGGCCAGCUUGCUUCAUGGAUCUCUCCUGAAAGGAGCUGCCUUUGUCACAGCAGCCAGGUCGACAGGAUAUGUGCAGGCUCUGAGUGGCACCAAGGUGGAAGUGUUGGGGUUUCUGAAGCCACAAAGAGAGGCCUACUUUAGUGGCUUCUUUCCUGACCCAGCUGUUGCCAACAAAGCACUAGUGCACAUGGAAAAGACUCUUGGCUUUUAUGAUAUCUGUACCUCCCCAAGGUUUUGUUGGACAGUUUGUUCCAUGUACAAGUCUCUGAUGGAUGCUGGAACAAAACUUCCUGAGACGUUAUCUCAGCUGUAUGUAGUUGUCCUGGUCCACCUGAUUCAGAAGCUCUCCCUGAACGAGGCCUUCAACAGAGACCUGGUGUUGGCCUUCGGCAAGAUGGCGUCUCACUGCUUCCUUAACAAGCAUUCGAGCUGUACCAAGGAGGAAAUGGAUUCCUUUGGUUUUCAACAGUUUCUCACCUCUCUCAGUGUUUUCUUGCGAAUAGAUGGUGACCAGUCAGAUGAAUGCGUCUUCUCCUUCCACUCCCAAAUGAUGCAAGAGUUCCUUUUGGCCGUGUCUUUCUUUUUGGACAAGUCGACGUCUGAGGGUGUGGAGAAGAUGUUGGAAGAGCACAAAGGCCAAGCAGAGUUUCUAGAUGCCUUCUUGUCAGCGCUCUCAGAGCCAGUUCAGCGCAGACCACUGGAGACCUUGCUGGGGGAGAUGAACUCCGGCCGGAUUGUGGAUUUCAAGCGCUGGUUUAAAAGCACUUCAGAGACGGCACUGAAGGGGUACUACAAAGAGAAGCACUUCCACUGCUUCCAUCUGCUUCAUCAAGCUCAAAAUGAGAGUUUGGUGAGAGAGAUCCUUGACCCACAAGCAAGAAUAGGCAUCAGCUAUGGAGAGCUGAGCCACCAGAACAGUGUAGCUCUGAAUUAUGUUUUCACUAUCCUCGGAGAGAUUGAGCAGUUGAAUCUGUACAGUACAAAGAAUCUUACAGAGGAGGAAGCAGAGGCGCUGGUUCCAACUAUGACCUUGUCACACAAAAUAAUCCUGUCAAGCAGCUCUCUGAGCACCAGGGCUGUACAGCAUCUGGCUUCAGCCCUCAGCAGAGGACUCACCAAGGAGCUGGAUCUUUCUCACACACACCUCGGAGAUGAAAUGUUCAAAAUCCUCUGCACUGGACUCAGAGACAGCAAGCUGUUGGACAUAAAACUUCUAGCAUGCAAACUGACAGAAGUAAGCGGUGAAGAGCUGGUGUCUGUCCUGACCUCAAGCACCUCUCAGUUGCAUGUGUUAGACAUCAGCUUCAAUCAGAUGAGGGACCAGGGCUUCAUUAAACUGUGCAAAGCUCUACAAAGUCCUCAGUGCAAACUUCAGGAGCUCCGCCUUCGAGGCAGCGAGUUGACUGCGCCAUCCAUGGAGGCUUUAUCAGCAGCUUUAUGUUCUGGCCAAUCAGAGUUGAGAAAAGUGGACCUGACACAAAACAUGAUUGGUAACGGUGGAAUGGAGGCUUUGUGCAAAUCCCUGAAAAACCCACAUUGUAAACUGCAGAACCUCAUUGUCUUUGACAAUGAACUGUCAGGUGACUGCUGUCCUCAUUUGACGGAGGCCUUGAUGUCAGAGCACUGUUCUCUGUCAGAGUUGGAUCUGUCAGUGAAUGAGUUGGGCCAGGAGGGGGCGCUGCUGCUCUGCCAAGCCCUCAGUCGACCUGGAUGUCCAAUAGAAAAACUUGGCUUGACACGAUGCGAGUUAACCCAGUCAGUCUUCAAGGAACUCGGCUCACUGCUCAGAAGUGGGACCUCUCAACUCAAGUCCCUGUCUGUAGGUUUAAGUGAAGUGGGAGACCAAGGGGUUAAACAUAUUUGGGAUGCUGUUGCACAUCCAAACUGUCUGUUGGAGGAACUGGAUGUUGAAAUGACUGAAAUGACGGAUGCCUCUGUUGACGACUUGUGCGCCGCUAUAAGAGCCAGUAAGACUCUGAAGAGCCUGGAAUUGCGAAACAAUUUACUGACUGAUGCCUCCGUCCCAGCCCUCGUCCAAGUCAUGCAGGACAGCCAAACCAUGCUGGAGAUGAAUCUGAAGUACAACGACUUCAGUGAAGAUGUGUUUGAACUGUUGGAAGAGUGCGACAGAAUAAGAUACUGAAGAAGACAGAUGAGUCCAUCAAUGUCAGAGACGGCUCCAGGAUCACCUACAAUACUGUUUUUACUGUUGCCAUUAGUUGCUCAAUCCGCUUGUCGCUUAAAACAAAAUAUUACAAUUUAAAUAAUCGGUUCAGUGUUUAAAUAAUUUUCCAAGCAAAAAUGUCAGUGGGGCACAUUCACCAGUUACAGUCUCUCGGGUGUGAAAAUGUAUGACUUUUCUUCCACGAGAGGAAAUAAAUAUAUUUAGGUUUGAACUCUUAGCCUGACAAAACAAGCAAUAUGAUAAGUUCAGCUUUUAGAAAAUUGUGAUUGUUAUGUUUUCGCUAUUUUCUGACAUUUUAUUGCUCAAACAAUUAAUCGAUGAUUGCAGCCUUACUCAUUAUUCAGUACAGUUCACUAUUAUCAAUGGAUCUGACACAGUGUUUUAUUAAGCUUGGCAUUUAAAGAGAGAUAUUUGCGAUAUAUUCAGUAAGGCAGAUGCAGUGAUGUUUUACAGCUGUAUCAUAUUACCAGUUUCACUAAUAAAGUCUAUUUACAUGUAUAAAAAUGA
Chelmon rostratus (copperband butterflyfish) is the source of this 3404-nucleotide messenger RNA. Its product is annotated as NACHT, LRR and PYD domains-containing protein 3. Gene Ontology annotation, molecular function: protein binding. The record is from RefSeq and is a predicted model, not a curated record. The transcript is spliced from 9 exons. NCBI's taxonomy places the organism in Eukaryota, Metazoa, Chordata, Actinopteri, Chaetodontiformes, Chaetodontidae. Gene Ontology annotation, cellular component: cytoplasm. Bases 30 to 2855 code for a protein of 941 amino acids.